Heteronotia binoei (common prickly gecko) is the source of this 1201-nucleotide messenger RNA. It is a transcript of the gene LYSET, whose product is annotated as lysosomal enzyme trafficking factor. The coding region runs from base 257 to 691 and encodes 144 amino acids. The record is from RefSeq and is a predicted model, not a curated record. Lineage: Eukaryota; Metazoa; Chordata; Lepidosauria; Squamata; Gekkonidae. The transcript is spliced from 3 exons.
CUCGGCGAAGUGUCACGAGCCCCUAGCAGCCGUUUGAGUGGUCCGCGCACCACCCGGAAGUGGAGUGGGAGGGCGGUUCCUCGGCUGGCGGAAGGGAUGGCAGAGCCCCGGCGCUGGACGCAUCUAGAGAGCGGCUGGAGCCGCGCGGCGCCCGUUGUCCGCCGCUUUCGGCUGGGAGUGGCAGAGUGAUGUGACUGGGUCGCUCGCCCGGCCUCCCGCCUCUUUCAGUGUCUUCCCGGCGGAGGAAGGAGCUCCCAUGAAGAAGCAACUCCAAAAUAGGUACAGAGCAUGGAGAAUGAUGAACUUCCGCCAGAGGAUGGGAUGGAUUGGUGUGGGAUUAUAUCUAAUAGCGAGUGCAGCUGCCUUUUACUACGUUUUCGAAAUCAAUGAGACUUAUAACAGACUGGCACUGGAACAUAUUCAGCAACCCCCUGAAAAACUCAGAGAUGAAAGCACCUGGAUGCACUCCUUAAAAACGCGACUGCUGUCCUUGCCUUUUUGGCUGUGGGCCAUUAUCUUUUUAGUCCCCUAUUUACAGAUGUUCUUGUUCCUUUACUCCUGUACCAGAGCUGAUCCUAAAACAGUGGGCUAUUGCAUCAUUCCUAUAUGCUUGGCUGUCGUUUGCAAUCGUCACCAAACAUUUGUGAAGGCCUCCAAUCAAAUCAGCAGACUGCAGUUGAUUGACACUUAAAAUCAUUCUGAAUUUUCUCAUGAGCUGUUUUAGAUAAUCAUGAAGAUGCUUGGCUGUGUCAACUAAGCAUGUGAAUAGAACUUGGGAGUCUUUUUGUGUAAGCGUUAACUACUGAGUAGAGCAUCUGCCUUCUAUUUUUAAAAAGAAGUUGAUUUUAAAUAUGGCUAAUUUAUACUUUGUAGAAUGACGGGGCCCUCUGAGACUUGAGAGGGGCAUUGUUCAUAUUGCCUUACGACACAGAAUUUCUACACUCCAUCUGAAUUUUUUGUGAGGAAACCUUAAUUCACUGUGCACAUGAUGCUCCAUUCUUUUGAUCCUACAUAUAAGAGGAGAAUCAAUGAAAAAGGACUUUUCCUUUGUACUAUUGUAUAAAGUUUUGAAUGAUUACAGAAGCUGGCAUAUAAGACAUGACUGUGCUUUCUCCUUCAACAGUGUUGCACUCAAUAAAUCAGGGCUCCAUUCACAACACAUGACUAAAUGAAAAUAAAGCCUUUGUUACUCUUCAUGCUA